GCAUCGGUGUUUCACGGCGCGGCGUCUUAUGCUAGUGUACACAGGGCGAUAUGGAGAACUCAAAGAAGGAAGAAGUGGGAGUUUGUUUGUUUUGGCAAUGUACUAUGUUGUAUUAGGGUGGAUUGGGUUAGUUUCAUUAUUACGUAUUAGUUAUUAGUUAUUUAUUUGUUGUUGUUUUUUUUGGGGGGGGGGGGUUCAAAUCGUCCAGUUGGUGGCGGCAAUACAAUUUUGUUGGUGUAGACCGCAAUAAAACUCACAGAAGGAGCUUUCCUGAAGCUUGAUCAUGCCACGCCUGUCCGAUAGGUGGAAAUACUCACAUUGUGUAAUAACAUUAAUGUAUCCAAUUUUCCGGCAAAGAAGAUGAUGUCAACAGUCUUGUCUGAAAAUAUCAAAUGCUAGCUCAUAUGGCCUAUUAACGUAGCUAUUUAGCUAAUUAAACGGAUAACUUGGUCGAUAGAUGAAAUGUGGAGGUUGAACGCAGUCCGCCACAAGGCUGGACGUCAGGGCAGCGACUUGGAGGAGUUCAAGUUCAAGAGACGAGYACAUGAAAAAGAGUUGAGACGGGCCCGGAAGGACAGCCAGCUGGUCAGCAAGAGACUCCUGCUGAAUGAUGAUGAUGAUGAUGAGGAGGAGGAUGGCACCAUGGACACACUGGCCAGCGAUCAGGUGGUAGAGUUGUUCAAGAUGGUUCGCCACGGCAGGGACUUGGUGAAGAAAGAGGCUGACCUAAGAGCGCUGAGGAAAGCCCUCCGCAGCCCYUCAGCCCACCUCAUCCUUAUCAAGCAGCCGAACAGUAUUGCGAUCCUGGUGACUAACCUCUGUGGCCCCAACCCUCAGUGUCGUCUGGAGGCUGCCCGCUGUCUCCACGAGCUGUCCCACUCCCCCCACAGCGAGGUGGACUCGUUGAGGCUCCGACAGGCCACACCCUACCUGAUCACCUUCCUCUCUGGACAGAGCCCCAAGUUCACUGAGCUGUGUCUCUACACCCUGGGUAACAUGUGUCCAGACAGUGAGAAUGUGAGAGAUAUGCUUCUAGCUCAGGGCAUCAUACCUGCUUUGAACAACUGCAUCCAGAUCCACAGGACUAACCUGGCAGUGGUUGAAGCAGUGGGGUUCACCCUCUCCCAGCUCAUCUCAGCGAACUACGUCACAGGGAGAAUCAUCCCGGCAGUCUUGGCGUCUGGUUUGAUCCCUCACCUCCUCUCAGUGUUGACCCUUGACUCUCAGUUUGGCCUGGGACCAGUCAUUGAGUGUUCCUGGUGCCUGCACUACCUGGCCUGCAGCAACGUGGACAAUGGGGCACUGGUGGCUCAAGGUACUCUUCUACGUUGCACUUCCCUCUUGGUGACACUUGGUGGUGUUGUUGCUAAAGGAAGUAUAGAGGAGGGAAUGGAGCUGUUGAUCUGGCCCCUGCUGCGCUGUGUGGGGAACCUGCUGUUAUCUGGGCCCCUGGGGGCCCUGCAGCCCCAGCUAAACGAUAGCCGUCUCCUGGCUGCUCUGUGUGCUUUUCCUCAGGCCUUCCUCCAGACCCACCCAGCCCUGGCCARAGAGAGCGUCUGGGUCCUCAACAACCUCACAGCUGCUGCAGACUCCAGUAUGUUCUGUUCUGCCCUGUUCUAUCUGAAUCUGGUUCCUGCUCUGAUCCAGCUCCUGCCCUUCUCCCAUGGCAUUAACAUCAUGGUGCUAAGGGUUCUGGGUAACAUUGCCCAUCAGGGGAGAGAGUACUGUCUCCACCUGGCCCAAGCUGGCCUGCUGCCUGCUCUCUGUGCCACACUCAAGAUGGCCGACCCUGAGGUGGUGACCUUUAGUCUGGAGGUGCUGGGCCAGCUGAUGGCCAGUGACCCACAGCUUGCAGAGGAGUUUGUGAGGCAGAGUGGGCUCCCCGUGCUGGAAGCCAUCCAGUAUAGCAACCAGGAGACGAUCCGCCUCAGAGCAACACACCUGCUGGAACAUCACCUGCCCCCACACUGCACGGUGGAUACCUCUGCAUCCCCGUGAGGAGCCUACAGAACGGCAGUGCCUCAAAACCAAGACUUCCAAAUGUUUUAAACAGGUCUACUCAGAAAACCUACUAGUACAUUUCAAGUUUUUAUUAAAUUAUGUGAAGAUGCUCAAAUGUAAAUAUGUGCUGGAUAUCAAUAGGAUGUUAUUUUUUACACUGCGAUAAUAAAAUGCCAAAUUAUAGCAACAGAA
Molecule: messenger RNA, 2193 nt
Organism: Salvelinus sp. IW2-2015
Lineage: Eukaryota; Metazoa; Chordata; Actinopteri; Salmoniformes; Salmonidae
Gene: tmco6
Product: transmembrane and coiled-coil domains 6
Molecular function (GO): protein binding
Source: RefSeq, a predicted model, not a curated record